Enterobius vermicularis (human pinworm) is the source of this 588-nucleotide messenger RNA. The record is from the annotation of a GenBank genome assembly. Lineage: Eukaryota; Metazoa; Nematoda; Chromadorea; Rhabditida; Oxyuridae.
AUGUCCACGCUCACAGAAGCUAGUGUGCAAAGUUCUACGGUGACACUCUAUCGUCGAAGUACUCGCACCUAUGAAGAGCACUAUCCAGUAACGUGCAGAAAGGCAGAGAGAGGUCGAUUUGAGGAACGAUUGAAAAUGCUGGGUAGUUUGACAGAAGAGAUCACUGAAGCCGAAGAAGAGUCUGUAGAGAAUAACAGUUGUUCUUCAUCUUCGUUGAAUCUUGAGGGUCCGUCACCAUAUACUCUGCCAAUUGAAGACCGACUUUGGAGCAAUUCUCGGCGUUUCCAGAACUCUUUUGUUUCGUGCCCUUUGGCUAGUCCAAAAUUCGUUCGGCGUCCGUUCAGCUGCCGCGCACGUCUCGAACGGGGAUUCAGUGAGCCAGCUCUUGGCCGGAAAAGGUUACAAGUCUCAGUAAGGCGGAAUAGUGGAAGCUUUGAUCAUAUAACAGUGGAUUUCCUGAAUUUACCACCCAUUCCCGAGUCUGAUCCGUUACAGUUACGUGAGGAGAAGAUAACAAAGUUUGGAGAGCUAAAAACUGAUGACGACGAUUCGUCUGAAUGUUCAGAGACUCUUCAGACAUCUCUAUAA